This is a messenger RNA of Acanthochromis polyacanthus (spiny chromis), 1969 nucleotides long. It is a transcript of the gene rnaset2l, whose product is annotated as ribonuclease T2, like. Gene Ontology annotation, biological process: RNA catabolic process. The coding region runs from base 154 to 972 and encodes 272 amino acids. Gene Ontology annotation, cellular component: extracellular region. Gene Ontology annotation, molecular function: ribonuclease T2 activity; RNA binding. The transcript is spliced from 9 exons. NCBI's taxonomy places the organism in Eukaryota, Metazoa, Chordata, Actinopteri, Pomacentridae. The record is from RefSeq and is a predicted model, not a curated record.
CUGUCAGGUGGAGGGAAGUAGAAACUUCCUCCAAACUCUGUUCACACAAACUGCAGAGGAAAAAUGAAACUUCCACUUCGUGUUUUUUGAGCUGUGGGUCGGAGCAAAGCUUCAGCAGCAGCUCAGAGCAGCAGCUGCAGCCGUCUGGUGGAGAUGUGCUGCUCGGUGCUGCCCCCACUGGUCGCUCUGCUGCUGCUGCAGCUGGUCCACGUCUCAGACGGACACCGGGAGGACUACAAAUAUGGCCGCCAACACUCGGAGCAGCCCGGCAAAGAACAUUACUGCAGCUGGAAGUGUGUCCUGUUUACGCUGCAGUGGCCCGGAGGCUUCUGCCAGUCUCUGAACGACCAGAGUCUCUGCAAGAUUCCUCAGAGCGUCAACAACUGGACCAUCCAUGGCCUGUGGCCUCUCAAGUCUCUGCACUGCUGCGACUGCUGGCCGAUGUUCCACUCAGACGUCCAGGAGCUGGAGGCUGAGCUGACUGAACACUGGCCAUCGCUACUGAAAACCAAAUCCAGCUUCCAGUUCUGGAAAGAGGAAUGGAAGAAACAUGGAGCAUGUGCAGCCUGUGUGGAAGGAUUCAACUCUCCGCUGAGAUAUUUCCAGACCUGCCUCAAACUCAGACACCAGUUCGACAUCCAUCGGUUGUUGGAUGACGCUGGAAUCACUCCGUCCUGUGAUCGACCCUACAAGGUUGAGGAAGUUCACGGCGUUCUGGCUCCACAUCUGGGCGACAAACUGGAGAUCCAGUGUGUAACCGAUGACAAGGACCAAGAGGUGUGGUUUCAGGUGAAGAUCGGUCUGUCUCGCAACCUGACCGUCGGCUGCGAUCACCACGGCGAUGCUCAGGGGGACUUUGCGGCCGGGUCCAACCCAGUAUCGUACCCCUCUCCUGGGCAUCCCUGUCGUCCCGGUAUCCCCUUCUACUACCUGCCCAUAAACCACCAGCAGCCACUGAGGCCCUGUGACUAACACAACCAGACAACCACCAGGCAAAACGCCAUCCUGAGAUUCCUACGUCACCACUUAUCAGAACAAAGCAGUCGUACGACCCCCGUCACACCACUUACCGGACAUUCACUACAGUAUUGAGAUUUCUCUGGUACCACUUGGCAUUUACAAAAGAGUCCUGAGAUCUCUGAGGUGCCACUUUGCCAACAUUUACAAAACAGCCCUGAAAUUACUUCAAUACCACUUACCACACAUUUACAAUAGAGUCCUUAGAAUGUGACGAUGCUGCUUCCCAGAGAUUUACAAUAGUUCUGAUAUUUCUUUUGUUCCACUUAAAAAAUAUUUACCAAGCAGUCAAAUGGCCCCUGUGAUCCCACUAACCAGACAUUUCCAACAGAAUCCUAAGAGUUCUUUGGUACCACUUACCAGACAUGUACAAUACUGCUCAGAGAUUUCUACGAUACCACUCAGCAAAUAUUUACAAUGGAUGCGGUACCAUUCAUCAGAGACUUACAAUAGAAGUCUAAGAUUUCUACAGUACCCCUGACCAGACAUGUACAACAUUGCCCAGAGAUACCACUUUGCAAAUAUUUAAAAAGCAGUCAUGUGACCCCUGUGGUACCCCUUAUCAGACAUUUACAAUACAAUCCUGAGAUCAGUGACGCCACUUAUCAGGCACUUAAAAUUUUAGUUGGGGGCAACCUGGCAAAAACAACGCGUACACAAGCAUCUACUGACUCACAGUUUAUUGACGUUGCACGUUUUUUGACCUUCCUGCACCCAGAAAGGUACUGACAGAACAUUGAAAAGCACUAAAACCAGGUUCAGACCACUAGAAGAAAAAAGAAGCCAACAAAAAAUAUAAAACAAAUGAAGAGAGACAUCCACACAAAGAGUCAGCGGGACAGACUGGGGUGUUCCUCCUACGCCUGCUAUGAUAACUGGGUAUUAAUACUCUGUACGUGGGUGGUUGUACGGUUUUGGCUACUGGACUGAAGUAAUAAAAAGAUAAACAGAA